Eleginops maclovinus (Patagonian blennie) is the source of this 4701-nucleotide messenger RNA. RefSeq names its product cytohesin 2 (gene cyth2). The record is from RefSeq and is a predicted model, not a curated record. Lineage: Eukaryota; Metazoa; Chordata; Actinopteri; Perciformes; Eleginopidae. Gene Ontology annotation, biological process: regulation of ARF protein signal transduction. The transcript is spliced from 12 exons. Gene Ontology annotation, molecular function: guanyl-nucleotide exchange factor activity. The coding region runs from base 412 to 1662 and encodes 416 amino acids.
UUUAAUUCAGUUUUCCUUCUUAGCUUUAGAGUAACAAAGAAAACAUUGCCACAAUAUGAAGUUUUUAUGAGAUUAACACAAUGUACAAUAUCUAAAAUCUAAAAAUUCCAAUAAUAUUAAACCAUUUAACUAUUGCAAUGUCAAAACUACUGCCCAUUAAUAAACGAAUAGUUUUCACGAGUGAAAUGGCGAGAAACCAAAACAACCUUCCUGCGCUUUAAUACUGAAUUAAAUGUGAUGUGCGAUAGAUAGUUUUAUGUUGAAAAACAACUGACCGGAUGUAGAACAACGCUUCCGGUGUCGCCACCUUCUUUGUCUCCGGCCCAAUAUUUCGACACCAAGGGUUUUCUAUUUUUUCCACCUUAGUUUUGAGGAUAUAUUUACUCAUAUAUCCUUGUAUUUCUGGAUUGAAUGACAGUCGACUCUGAAAUAUUUAUGCCUAAAAGUAAAGCACCAAAAAUGGAUGACCUGGACUACAUCCCAGUAGACCUGAGCCCAGAGGAGCGCUCUGAGCUGGAGGACAUCCGCAGGAGGAAGGGUGUCCUGCUGCAGGAGAUCCAGAGACUCAGGGAGGAACUACGAGAGGCAAUUAUGGAGGUGGAGGGACUGGAGACCAGCACAGAGGGCAGUAAAACUCUCCAGAAAAGCAGGCAUGUGGCGAUGGGAAGGAAGAAAUUCAACAUGGAUCCCAAAAAGGGCAUCGUGUUUCUGGUGGAGAACGAGCUGCUCAGACACACUUCAGAGGAUGUCGCUCAGUUCCUCUACAAAGGAGAGGGCCUCAACAAGACUGCCAUUGGCGAUUACCUGGGAGAAAGGGACGACUUCAACCUCAAAGUUCUUCAGGCUUUUGUUGACCUCCAUGAGUUUACUGAUCUCAACCUCGUCCAGGCCCUCAGACAGUUCCUGUGGAGUUUCCGUUUGCCCGGUGAAGCCCAGAAGAUUGACAGAAUGAUGGAGGCCUUUGCUCAGAGAUACUGCCACUGCAACCCCGGCGUCUUCCAGAGCACUGACACAUGUUAUGUGCUGUCAUUUGCCAUCAUUAUGCUGAACACAAGCCUCCACAAUCCAAAUGUGAGGGACAAACCCGGAUUGGACCGCUUCAUCUCGAUGAACCGAGGCAUCAACGAGGGGGGAGACCUCCCCGAGGACCUGCUCAGGAAUCUCUAUGAUAGCAUUAAAAAUGAGCCCUUCAAAAUCCCGGAGGACGACGGCAACGACCUGACGCACACCUUCUUCAACCCGGACAGAGAGGGCUGGCUUCUCAAACUCGGGGGACGCGUGAAAACCUGGAAACGACGAUGGUUCAUCCUCACAGACAACUGCCUUUAUUACUUUGAAUACACCACAGAUAAGGAGCCGCGAGGAAUCAUUCCUUUGGAAAACCUUAGCAUCCGUGAGGUAGAAGACCCAAGGAAACCUAACUGCUUUGAGCUGUACAUCCCCAACAACCGCGGUCAGCUGAUUAAAGCGUGCAAGACGGAGGCUGAUGGGAGGGUAGUAGAAGGAAACCACAAUGUGUACCGCAUCUCCGCCCCCACACCCGAGGAGAAGGACGAAUGGAUCCACAGCAUCAAAUCUGCUGUCAGUGUCGAUCCCUUCUACGAAAUGCUCGCUGCGAGGAAGAAACGUAUAUCACUGAAGAAGAAGGAGGAACAACCGUAGAGUAUUCCCUUCAUUCUCUACCUGUCUUCCUCUGUCCUUCUCAUCCUCCUUCCAACAGGACACACGUUUUCUUCCCUGCUCCUCACUACCUGUCCAUAUGUUUAGUUGCUCCUCUUUCCACCACCCUCAAACACUUCUCCCUGAUAUGAGGACUCCUUGCUAUGUUGUCUACCAGACUUUUGAAAGACCUCCUACAGAGGGAAGCGCUCCCUGCCGUGGCUGCCUCUUGUUAACUUGUUUCUUACACUACUGCUGUUAUACACAACCUGACACACUACAACCAGAGCACAUCGUCAGUCCCGUCCUCUCACCACCUUCCUCUCUCGUUUAGCAUCCAAGUGAACUGUGAACCGUGGCUCGGACCAUAUUCAUACUAAUGUUGGUGAUUUCAGAAACAAUUCUUUCCCGUUUUGAAAAUGCAGGGAUGAUGAAGGAUUUAAAAAAAGGCUAUGAUUGUUGAGAUUUAGGGCAUCCUGAUUAUUUUUUGGGAAUCUUUUCUCUUUUUUCCCCCUCAUAAUUGCCUUGUAAACCACAAACAGAACUUUAAAAAACACUGACCGCUGUUCAGCAGAAGUAUGUGAGUACGAUGGCUGAAGCAGCACUUAACAGAAUUGGUUUUUAAUAUUUCUCUUUAUGUACUCUGGCCUUUAAGACUACUCUCUGAAAAUACUUCUGCAUUAGUGUGAAUAUGGUCUUAUUCAGGGUAGCAAGCAGCCUCAGUUCUCGUUGAGUCUUCUUUCACAUUUAUGAUGAUGCCUAGAUGAGAAAUCACUCUCCUUGGUUGUGCGCACCCCAGAAAAAUGUGAAUAUAAUAUUCAAACACUAAAAAUGUUCUUUUAGUUAAAGGACAGUUGUGUAGGAUUUGUGGUGGAUAUAUUGAGGGAAGUGGAAUAUAAUAUUCAUCAGUGUAUGAUCAUCACUUAUCUCGGAAUCGUGUUUUCGUUAGCUUAUAAUGAGCGCGUCAUAUCUACAUAGGGUGCCGUUUCUGCCAGCUCUAAAGAGGGACUUUCAUGUUUUUUCAGCUUGAAUUUUAAGGCACACGAUUGAAAGAUGGAGAUAAGAAAGACAAGGUGGUUGGUGGUGGCUAAACAUUUGAUGUAUUAAGAAGUUUGAGAAACCCAAUAUUCCAGUAAUGGAGGGUCAUUAUCUAGCACAAGAAAAAGCUAACGAUUGUCGUCAAGGAAGCAAAAACCGAAAGAAUGUCGAGGCUAGAUACCAAUAAAUCCUACACACUGGACCUUUGACGAUAGUUAGAGAGGAAUCCGUUUCAGAUCACUGAGGUGUGCCCAUUGCCUCUUAUACUACUCUUAAUGGCUCUGACACACAUUACUACUGUCUAAACCCUGCAUACUGUAACCAUUAUGUGAGGAAAAUGUCACUGUUCAUGACUGUUUGCCAAGUUACUGUUGAUUUUCAAUUACAGGGCAGAAAGGUUGCUUUACUUGCAGUAUUAAUGGAGAAAGCAAUUUCUCUCCUUCCAGAUAGCUUUUUGUUUCUGCUCAUGUGUGUUGUUUGGCAUGUUUCUUUACAUGCUUGAGCAAUAGCUGUAGGCUUGUUUACAAAUCCUUUAUAACACUUUACUGAGCAAUGAUCAUGUCCUCUCAGAUGUAAUGUUAUAGCAUGCCACACAUAUUCCUUUCUCUCUCAACACUACCAAGAUGAACAUGGACAUCUCUCUCACAACAAGUAAUAACUCUUUAAGACAUUUAACUGUUAGAGCCUGGACUGUCCGCUAUAGUGCGUUUCAUGAAGUCACAAAGGCAGCUCAUUACAAUGUAUACUUUUUGUAAAUAGAUGUUAGCAUAUUUGUUUACGAUACACAUAGAAAUGAUUUAAUUUAUUCUUUAUCUUUUGUUAAAAUCAGAUUUUUGUACGAGCUACUGUAGGACUGCAUGUUGAUAAACUGAAGCGUCGGAGUAGGUACUGAUGCGUCGCUGAUCAUGCUAGUGCACUGAUUUGAAAAGUGUUAGUGUUCCCUGUUGAUGCGGAAAAAGUGCAUCUAAUAUGGAAUUUGUUUUAAGCAUAGAGUAAUUAGUCUUAUCGUAGUUUCUUUUGAAAAUAAUAUGAUAUUAAGGAGAUGUUUAGAAGUCUGGUUUAUUUAUUUUGGAGUAAACCAGACUGUAAAGCACAAGCAGCAAAGAGUCUUAUAAACUUAAGUCCAGUUUUUGAUUCAAUGGCUGCCCAGAGUCCGCUAGAAGUGUGAGGGAGCUAUUCACAAGCUAAAAUAGAUUUAUUUCCAUCAUACUACUGUCAUUGAAAUGAAGACAACAAAACAAGGAACACUAACAAAGCUUUGAUUCAUUAAAUAAUAGUAAAGAUAUUCAGAUGUAAUGAAUGAGUAACAAGUUUAGAUUUGUGUCCAGUAAUAGAUUUGCUUGACAUCCAGUUCAUAAACGUAUUGCUAGUUGUUUAUUGAAUUGGCAAUCUUUAGAAGGUAGUGAAAAUAAUUGUCUACUGCACUUUAUCAAUUUUAGCAUUUUGGAGAAAAUGCUGUUACUUUGACUGACAACACUCCAAUACUCUGUAGCCACCCUCUACUGGUGAGCUAACACUGCAAUAUGCUGAAGGAUGAACCAUAAACUGUGUAGAAAUGAUAUUAUUUGAAACUUUUCUUUGUGAUAACAACAUGAAGACUUUGUUUUAAAGACACAGCAAGUGAUUGGUCCUUCAAAUAACAGAUAUUGAAUUGCCUUUACUCUCCUACCUUAUGAAACUGACAAAGGCCUAACUUUUAUCCUCCUUGUUUGUGUGCUAACAAAACACACAGACUAUCUGUAGGCCUCCACUUUCUGGGUAUUCUUGAAGUGCAAAGUUGCCAAAUAAAAAAGUUGGGACAACAAAUGUUUAUUUAAACAUAAAAAAUGAACACUGAAAUGAUCAGACUGAAACUGGGCCUCUUCAGAAAAUGUUUAUUUUGUAUUAUUUAUUUUUAUUUACGUUAAGUUUAAGAUGGAUAGAUCAUCUGUAAAUGUAGCAAAAGGAAAACAAUGAUUCAUUGGUACGAGUAAACUACUGUGUAAAAUAAAAGGUAAACCAAGA